AUGCCACCAGCCCGGUUCCCUGGAGAUGGCUUAGACUUCCGCCGGCCGGUCACAUCCACAUUUUCAGUGCCCCCCGACGAGGACUCGGAAGUUAUAGAUCUUACAAAUGAACCCGACUCGCCAGAACUUCCUAGAGGCCAGGUACUACCUGAAAGCAGCUCAAGACGGCAUCGACCCCGACCACCACGAUUUGGACGAAACAUCAUGGCAGAUUUCAUCGACUUGGCUGAAGAAGAAGAUGAGGAUUUCGAUGCUCCGAGCAGUCCCGAGGUAGAAUUUGUCUCAGAAACCACACGCCCGACGCCGGCACCCCAGAAUCAUAGUCAAGAACGCAUCCUAGCCUCCAACUUCUGGCGUAUGCUGCCGUUACCACAUGCAUUGCUUGGAUCCACGAACGAUGUACCCCGCCGGCGAAGAACUCCAUGGCAGUCCGCUGAGAUAGACACGCUGUUAGUGGGACGUAACACCGGAGCUCAGGAGAACUGGGCCUUCAGAAUACCGUUUCCGUCUGUUCAACUCGAACCCUCACCGGAGCGAGAUCGGCGAAGGGACACCUACAAGCCACCGAGCCCGGCGCCUGAGGGUUUCACACGAAGUGCGGAAGAGGAUGAUGUCGCUAUUUGCCCCAACUGCGAUGAAGAACUCGGAAAGGGAGACGAGCUGAAGCAGCAGAUCUGGAUAUCGAAACCAUGCGGCCAUGUGCGUAUCAAAUUAUACUUGUCUGCUUCUCCUUAUCUAACCGUUGCUGUAGGUAUACUGUGGGGAAUGCACAACGAAUCGUUCAGUAACGAAGGCGAAGAAAAAAGCACCAAAGACGAAGCCUUUUGCCAGAUGUCAAGUUCCUGGUUGUGGCGAGAAGACCAGCUCACCUAG
Molecule: messenger RNA, 873 nt
Organism: Aspergillus mulundensis
Lineage: Eukaryota; Fungi; Ascomycota; Eurotiomycetes; Eurotiales; Aspergillaceae
Product: putative RING finger domain protein
Exons: 1
Coding region: 1-873 (290 amino acids)
Cellular component (GO): SUMO-targeted ubiquitin ligase complex
Molecular function (GO): ubiquitin-protein transferase activity
Source: RefSeq, a predicted model, not a curated record